Camellia sinensis is the source of this 1531-nucleotide messenger RNA. Its product is annotated as protein WVD2-like 2. Gene Ontology annotation, molecular function: microtubule binding. Gene Ontology annotation, biological process: microtubule cytoskeleton organization. Lineage: Eukaryota; Viridiplantae; Streptophyta; Magnoliopsida; Ericales; Theaceae. The record is from RefSeq and is a predicted model, not a curated record.
AAAAAGCUCAAAUCUAUUACUACAACAUUCGUCUGUUUGUUUCCUUUGAGAGAGAGAGAGAGAGACAGAAGAGAGAGGUGGUGGUGGUGGUGGAGGUGGACUGGUGGUUCAUAACGCUUAAUUUCAAAGAAGGAAGUCCAAAUCUCGUCAGAUCGGAGCUGCGAACUGGCCAUGGGGAGGGAUGUUACUGGUAUCCGCAUUGACAAGAAACCUAAUCUUGUCAAAGUGAAUUCAAAUGGUGUUUCUCAUGAUCCAGUUCAUGUUUCUCCUAAAACUUCGGAAGUAAGUGACGAAGCAAAGGACUAUGAGGCAGAGGAUCAUACUGCACAUGACUCGCUUGUGGAAGAAAGUCAUGAGAAGCAAGAUGUAUUAGGUGUUAAAAGUACUAAUCGUGAUGCUGGUUUGCCUGAGGGGAAAACCUUGAAACCUGAGGCUCAGAAGUCAAGUGACAAGAAGUUGAACUCACCUGUCCAGGGUCAUGUGGAGACAAAGGAUACUGUUUCACAGCCCUCUACUCCUGCUGCAACUGAGAAACCGGUUUCAACUGAAACGGAUCAUGUUGGGCCUGAAACCGUUGAUGCGGGUAGGAAUUGUUCACCUAAUACUAAUGAUUUCCACUCCCCUGGCUCUUCAAGGAAAUCACAGCCAAACUAUUCUCAGGCAUAUAGGAAGAAGCAUUUUGAUGAGGAAGAUAAUUGGUCCUUGGCUUCUUCUGCUGCAGCAUCUGUCCGGACUGUCAAAUUUAAGACCACUGUCCCAGUAGCUCCCGUCUUUAAAUGCGUUCAACGUGCAGAGAAACGCAAAGAGUUUUACUCUAAGCUAGGGGAAAAACAUCAAGCUUUGGAGGCAGAGAAGUUGGAAUAUGAAGCUAGAACCAAGGAGGACGAAGAGGCAGCUAUAAAGCAGCUUAGAAAGACCAUGACAUAUAAAGCAAAUCCGGUCCCUAGCUUUUACCAGGAAGGACCUCCACCUAAGAAAGAACUAAAAAAGCUUCCAUUGACUCGUGCCAAAUCACCAAAGUUGAAUCGGAGAAAGAGUUGUGGUGACGUAGCUGGCUCGUCCUCAGAGGAAAAGGGAGUUUGUAACAGGGCAAUUCGCCACAGCUUUGGCAGCCACAAAGACGGCAGUGCUUCUGCCAGCCCUCUCAAAAAAAAGGAUCAGAUCAGUGGAAGGAAUGGUAACAACAGCACUUGCAAAAUUAAGGACCAUUCAAAAACAGCGAAGGAGACAGGCAAAACCAUCACCACCACCCCUCAUAAAAUGGCCGAGCAGAGAAGUGCAGACAUUGCUGUCAAUAGCUAGUUGUUUUUUUCUUUAAUAGGAGAAAAAAGUUUUAGAAUUUUCUUGGUCAUUUGAGUGUUUGUUAAAGGAAACAGCUCAUUAUCUGUUCUUGCUUGCAAUGAUUUGUAUAUUUUUAUGUAUCUUUCAUUGUUACAUGUAAAUUAUCUAUAAGAAGAGAGAUGAGAUUCAUAUAUUGUGGACUUUAAAUUUUCUCCUAUCAUUGAAUAUGUGGAUGACUAUAACUUUUAAA